UUGUGAACACUACAUGAUGAAAAAAAUCGGUGGUGUUUGUUUAAACUUUAUAUCAACGAAGUUUGAAUAUCUGAAUCUUUUAGUAAAACUGUAGGAUACAAAAACGAUUAAAAUAACAACCAUUCAUCAAAGAAGGCAUUUCCAAAUUUUCCACCGCUUCCUUCUUUCUAGUUUUAACUUGUUUAAUAAGCGCCCGGGGUGUAGCUCUCUUAUCCUUGAGCCUCUAUCCUUCUCCAUAAGCAGAAGAAAUCAUGGAGAAAGAUACCAACUCCUCAUUGAACUCGCCCCUUCUUCACAUUUCUGAAGAUGGGUUGACUUCCUCUAAUGGCGAGAGGGAGAGACGAGUCAAUGAUAUCAACCAUAGAAGGCAACAAGUUGGGGAAGAAAUAAAGAAGCAGCUAUGGCUAGCUGGGCCUUUGAUAUUGGUCAGUCUUUUACAAUAUUGUUUGCAGAUGAUUUCCGUCAUGUUUGUGGGCCAUCUCGGCGAGUUGUCUCUCUCUGGUGCUUCUAUGGCGACUUCUUUUGCAACCGUCACUGGUUUUAGCUUGUUGAUGGGGAUGGCUAGUGCUCUGGAUACAUUUUGUGGCCAAUCUUAUGGAGCAAAGCAGUUUCAUAUGCUGGGAAUUCAUAUGCAGCGAGCGAUGUUUGUUCUUUCAAUUGUGAGCAUCCCUCUUGCAGUUAUUUGGGCUAACACAGGAGAAAUUCUGAAAUUUCUUGGCCAAGAUGCUGAAAUCUCAGCAGAAGCUGGGAAAUAUGCUAUUUUCAUGAUUCCAAGCCUGUUUGCAUAUGGUUUACUUCAAUGUCUGAACAGAUUCUUACAAACCCAAAACGUCGUUUUUCCAAUGGUGAUGUGUUCUGGAAUAGCAGCUUUGCUUCACAUCCCCAUAUGUUGGAUUCUAAUUUUCGAAAUUGGACUCGAGAUUCGUGGAGCGGCUAUGGCCAAUGCCAUCUCUUAUUGGAUUAAUGUGUUGAUGUUGAUGCUUUAUGUUAAGUAUUCUUCUUCAUGUUCCAAGUCUUGGACUGGCUUUUCAGUUCAGGCUUUUCAAAACAUCCCAAAUUUCCUUAGACUUGCAAUUCCUUCAGCUUGCAUGGUUUGCUUGGAAAUGUGGUCAUUUGAAUUGAUCGUUCUUUUAUCUGGACUUUUACCAAAUCCAAAAUUAGAGACAUCAGUUCUUUCCAUUAGUCUUAAUACAGCGACGAUCUUUUGGAUGAUCCCAUUUGGUAUGAGUGGCGCUGGAAGCACGCGAGUCUCUAACGAACUAGGAGCUGGCCGUUCUGCAGCAGCAAAGCUAGCUGGAUGUGUAGUUGUGUCAAUGGCCACUAUUGAAGGACUACUGCUUGCAAUUAUCUUAGUUCUUAUACGUAAUGUUUGGGGCUACGCUUAUAGCAGUGAACCAGAAGUGGUGGAAUAUUUAGCAAACAUGCUUCCUAUCGUUGCAAUUUCCAGUUUUCUUGAUGGACUUCAAUGUGUGCUUUCAGGCAUUGCUAGAGGUUGUGGUUGGCAGAAGAUUGGUGCAUAUGUCAAUCUUGGAUCAUAUUAUAUUGUGGGAAUUCCAUCUGCAGUUUUGCUUGCUUUUGUUUUGCACGUUGGUGGAAAGGGGCUGUGGUUUGGCAUCAUUUUAGCACUCAUUGUCCAAGUCCUUUCUCUUGCUACCAUUACCAUCCGCACCAACUGGGACCAAGAAGCAAAGAUAGCUACAGAACGUGUUUAUGAUGCAAUAAUUCCAUCAAAUGUUGUCUCAUAAAACUUGAGUUACUUGGUGGAGGAGCUUUGUUUUUGAGUUCUACUUUUGGAAGCCAAGGUUGAUAGCUUCUUCCAACUUGACUAUUGUUCAAGGAUAGCUGAAGAUUCUUUCACUUGAAGAUCGGGUUUUCUCAAUCUUCACGUGUUUAAAAAUCAUUCAAUCUAGAUUAAAUUACGACAAAUUUAGUUCUCCGUAGUUUAAAGAAAGCUAGAAUUUAUGUUUCGAUUGUGGUAUACGUUGUGCUAUUGGACAUAUGUAAAAAAUUGCAGGUACCACAAGUAUUAAAAAGUGAAGGUGGAGAAUUAGAGAAAUAAAAGUAUAGAAUUUGGAGGUCA
Cucumis sativus (cucumber) is the source of this 2080-nucleotide messenger RNA. Its product is annotated as protein DETOXIFICATION 16. Bases 252 to 1745 code for a protein of 497 amino acids. Gene Ontology annotation, biological process: xenobiotic detoxification by transmembrane export across the plasma membrane. NCBI's taxonomy places the organism in Eukaryota, Viridiplantae, Streptophyta, Magnoliopsida, Cucurbitales, Cucurbitaceae. The transcript is spliced from 8 exons. Gene Ontology annotation, cellular component: membrane. Gene Ontology annotation, molecular function: antiporter activity; xenobiotic transmembrane transporter activity. The record is from RefSeq and is a predicted model, not a curated record.